AUUUUUUUAAUAUAAUUAAUGAUAAGAGCAGUAAUCUUGUUAGGUGGUCCAAGUAGAAAAGCUAGUUAUGGAACUUAUGAAUCAGCAUCUCCUUUAUUUCCAAUUAGUGGGGUUGAAAUAGUUGGUCAUCUUCUAAAUGCUAUACAAAAAUUAUCAAAUUUAAAGGAUUUCGUUCUUAUGGGUUAUUACGAUAAGAAGUGUUUUUAACAUUUUUAAGAAAAGUACUAAAAAUUGUAUGGCAAAAAUAUACGUUACAUUUAAGAAAUGAAUGAAAUGGGAACAGCAGGGGGAUUGGCAUAAAAUUUAUAAGAGUUGUUUGAAGAAGUAGAGGGUAUUAUAAAAAAAAAUAACACUAAGAUCUAUUGGUUGUGCAUUCAGACAUUUGUUGUGACUUGUAAGCCUAAAAAUUAUAUGAUUAUCACAAGAAGUAAAUAAUAUAGAAUCUAAAUUAGUAAAUCUGGAAAUUGCACUAUAAUGACAGUUCGAGUAUCAAAAGAAGAUUCAACUCGUUUUGGUUGUUUAAUCAAAGAUUUUUAAACUGAUUAAUUGAUUCAUCAUGCUGAAAAACCAGAAUAAUACAUUUCAAAUUUAGUAAAUUGUGGAGUGUACUUUUUUAAUUAAUCAUUCAAAACAACAAUAUUGAAUGUAAAAGCAAAAAAAGAAUCCAGUGUGAGUGAAGAACUUUAACAUUAACCAUAUGUUAAGUAUAUAAAAAGAAGCUCAGAUUUGGAUAAAUCCUAUUUAUCUUUAGAAAAUGAUGUACUAAAAUAAGCAGAAAGAGACAAAAUUUUUUUAUAUGAACAUAAAGGAUUCUGGCAAUCAAUAAAAUCAACAAUAGAUCUCUUGAAUGCAAAUAGACUUCUUCUUUAAUAUUAUUGUCAAAACCCAUUCUUAUUUAACAGUUCUGAUUAUGAAAUAAAGACUGAUGGAGUAUUGAUUCAUAAAAGUGCUAAAAUUCAUCCAUCAUCAAUUUUUGGUAGUAAUGUAGUUAUAGGUGCUGGUUGUGAGAUUGGAGAAGGAGUACGAAUAAAGAACUCUAUCCUACUAGAUGGUGUAGAAGUUAAAGUAAUUUUAGAUAUUAAUUUUAGAAUUUCUCUUUUAUUUAAAACUCAAUAAUAUGCUACAAUUCAAUUAUAGGAUAUUGGUGUAGAAUUGAAGGAGAUGUUCAAUUCUUAGGACCAUGUGUGAUUGUGGACAAUGAAUUAUUUUUAAGAAAUAUUGUAUGUCUCCAAAAUUGUAGAGUGUCUGAAAGUUAAGAAGGAGGUUGUUUGAUGUGA
Molecule: messenger RNA, 1277 nt
Organism: Paramecium sonneborni
Lineage: Eukaryota; Ciliophora; Oligohymenophorea; Peniculida; Parameciidae
Source: the annotation of a GenBank genome assembly